Molecule: messenger RNA, 4153 nt
Organism: Zonotrichia albicollis (white-throated sparrow)
Lineage: Eukaryota; Metazoa; Chordata; Aves; Passeriformes; Passerellidae
Source: RefSeq, a predicted model, not a curated record
CUGCUGUUAUAAUUUUCUAGCUAUUAGUGAGGUGCUUGGAAACUCAACCCUACCCAGUGUAUGGCAUGUCAGCAGAGGAUAAUAAAUAUAAUCCCAUCCCAACUAGUAGAUUGGCUCCCACUUGAUGAGAAAUGUUAAAAAUCUGGAGGUUUGCUUUUUUUUCGUGGACUCAUUGAAAAGGGGAGUAAAGCAGGAAUUGCUUUUGAACUGCUGCAUCUGGUUUCUCAUGAGGUAUUUUAUAAUAGCAUAAACUGAGGCUUUAAUCCUAAAAUAAAGAUUCUUUACUAGAUUCUUUGCAAAGAGAAAAUAUUAGUGUAGUAAAGUUUAUUAAAGACAAUAAUUUUACAAAAUUUUAAGUACUUUAAUACAAUUCUUUUUUGCUAAGACUCAGUGAAUAUGUGAUGCUGUGACAGCUGGUUUUUCAUGGUAGCCAAGGACUUAGACUGUUACUGUGAUAUGAAUUCUGACGUUAUGCUUCUUAAUGGUCCUUCUUUGUUUUAGUCUCUAUAUUUCUUUUUUAAAUUAGCUUAAAAUUCUAUUAAUACUAUAUAAUUAAUUUAAAAUGUUUUCAUUGUAGGAGUGUGGAUGAAUUGGUCUAUCUUGCAUAAAACAUAAAUGGCUUUUUGUCCCAAAGUAUAAGAAUUUCACAGAAAAUUUUAUAUCAGCCUUAUUGACAAUGAUGUUCCUCAAGAGUGAGUUGUCAGUAGCUGCAUCAUGCACUGAUUAAUACUAACAGUUGUGAUGAAGGAAAUUUUGUUCUAAUCCAAAUCAAGAGAACUUGCAAGGUUAGAGAACUUACAAGUCUCUCUUGUCUCUUGCAAUCGGUAGUUGCACUUACCUGAGGUAAAGCUUCAAUUUUAAUUGUAAAUACUGUAGGUUGUUUAGUAGGCCAGAUUGCUUCUUUUUUACAAAGAAGUAAAAGCCAUGGGUCAGGGAACCCAUGUUGAUUUUAGUCUUUUUUUAUCUACUAUUGCAAUAAUAUUAAUAUGUUUUAUGGUUAUGCCUAUGCAGUAUGCAGGGUUUGUCAUCUUAAUCAGUUUUAUGCCCAAAAAAGUAGAUCAGUUGCUGUGAUAAUGCAGAGGUCACACAUAAUUUUUGUUGCUUUUUACAGUCUUCACAUUCCCUGUAUAAUAGGGCUGUGAUUCACAACCCUUGAUGAAUUUGCUCUGGUAGCCAAGGCAGUUGAUGCCUUCUAACUGUGGAAGAGACUCUGUGUACUGCAGCUCCAAGAGGAAUCAACCAUCAGUUCUCUCAUUUUUACCACCCUAUGUUAUUGCAGUGCAGUGGUUUGCUGUGCUGUAAAUUGGUGCUGCCUUUCAUUUAUCGUGCCAUUGGCUCAAAGCAUCUUCCUGCCAGUAACAUCAGUUUUGUUCAUCUUGAUUCCCAUCCAGACCUUCUUAUUCCUGUGAAUAUGCCUGCAGACACUGUAUUUGACAAAGAAGCUCUUUUUAGUGAAUUAAGUAUUGAAAACUGGAUUAUGCCUGCUGUUUAUGCUGGCCAUAUUUCUCAAGUAGUGUGGCUUCACCCACGCUGGGCUCAGCAGAUCUCGGAAGGGAAACACAGUUUUCUGGUUGGGAAAGAUGUAUCAACAACAACUAUCAGGGUUACAGGCACAGAUAAUUACUUCUUAAGUGAUGGUCUUUAUGUUCCUGCUGAUCAGCUGGAAAACCAGAAGCCUUUAAAUUUGCACGUCACUCUCAUCAAUCCUACUGAAUCAUCAAACAGCGGUGAAGGAAGUGGCGAAGUAGCAUCUGCUAAAAGACUGAAGCUAAAUACAGAUGACACAUCAAGUGCCACUUCUGCCUCUUCAGUGGCUCCUGCUGACUUUGAUCACAUCACCCAGAGUGUGAAGAAAAAGGAAAUGCAAAAUGCAGAUGCCCUGAAUGGGGCAGAAACUUUGGCAGAAGAUUCAGCUUCAAGCCAUCUUAAAAACAGUGAAUGCCCAAUAAGGGCCAUUGCUAAAGAUGUCUGCCAAGUACUGCAGAAGGGGGAUGCAUAUGUUUUGGACAUUGACUUAGAUUUUUUUUCAGUUAAAAAUCCAUUUAAAGAAAUGUACACACAGACAGAAUAUGAGCUUUUGCAGGAGUUGUACAAUUUCAAGAAGCCACAUAAAAAUGCAACAGAGGAAGACUUGCUGGAUUGUGUUGAAAACCGUGUUCAUCAGCUGGAAGAUCUGGAAGCAGCAUUUGCGGAUUUGUGUGACACUGAUGAUGAAGAAACCAUACAGAAAUGGGCUUCAUAUCCUGGAAUGAAGCCACUUGUUCAACUAGUUCACAGUUUGAAAACCAGGAUGGAAAGCCCAGACUAUGAAAUGGUCCAUCAGGCUGGUCUCACCUGUGAUUACGUGGAGCUUCCUCACCAUGUUAGCACUGAAGACGAGAUUGAAGGCCUCAUACAGUCCAUUAAAGUUCUACUGACAGAUCUGCCCAAGCCCACACUGGUGACAGUUGCUCGAUCAAGUUUGGAUGAUUACUGCCCUUCAGAGCAGGUUGACAUCAUUCAAGAGAAGGUUCUCGAUUUACUGCGUUCUGUGUAUGGCUCACUGGAUGUGCACUUAGAUUACUCAAGCACUUCAUCUUCUUCGUGACCUUUCUUUGUGUGUUGCUGUCUGAUGCAGAGGAUUAAUUUAAAUUGUUCAUUAGCUGUGAGUGCAAGGGUAACACUGCUGUUAUUUCAGCAGGUGGCACUAGAACCCAAGCUGACCAAGCUAGGGUUUGAGUUGCAUUGUUUUCUCCACAGCUGCACCUGUUUGGCUUUGUUCAGAUUAGUGCUGUAAUUCUUAUUUUUACUGUCUUGUUUCUUAAAAUUGGUGCAAGAGAAACAAUGUCUUGUCCAUAAAUUGAGGGGUUAUGUCCCAUUUCUUUGUGUCUGUAAAAAAAAUAAAAUACAUAAUUUCUUAAAAUGGUUUUCCAUUAUGUUUGUUUUUUGUAAUUUGGUAACAGAUUUGCUCCUGAGUUGUAUUAUGUCUUUUAAAAACUGGUCUUAAAAAUGCCCUUAAAACUGUUGAUCUAUGUAGUGAUCUUUCCUAUCUGUUGUGCUGGGAUUACCCUCUCAUUUCUCUAGAGCAGCUCAUAGUUUCUGCCCCAUCCACAGAAUAUCAUUCAUGUUUAUUUUCUGUUUCACUAAUGUCUUAUUUUGCCUUAGAGUAUUUUAUUGGUGGCUUAGGUAAUAUCCCUAAUGUACAGACAUUGGGCUUGGUAUUUUCACUUUUACAUUAUUUUGAGGAUAAAAAGUAUGUGUGCAUGUGCAUGCUUUUAUGUUUUAAAUCCUGUAAGGAAUUGAUGGCUCUUCAGAAACAAAGAUUUUGCUUCACUGAAGUCAGCAGCAAAACGUUCUGUACCAGGUUUUCACUCAUUUUGGUAUUGCUAUUUAGGUAAUAACAGUUCUAGAACUACUUAAUUCAGAAAUCAAUAUAGUUAUAGAGAAUACUGGCACUUUCAGAGGAAAAAACCCCACAGCUUUUAUUGGGAAUGAAACUGAAACAGGAAAGAAAAUGCUACCUAGAAUAUGGUCUUUUAUCAUGAAUAAAUUUUGCUUGUAGUUUCUUCUGAAAAAACGGAGUUCAUUUGCUAACUUUGCUUUACAAAAACUUUGUGCACUUUUAGAGUUUUUUAUUGCUUCUGUUGUUGGUAAAAAUGACUAUAUUAUAGAUUGUAAAUAUAUCAUUCCUUUAAAAUAUUUGUUCUAGUAGAAUACAUUCCAUGGCCAUGGAUCUGUUUUAUUUGUGGUUUUGUGACAUGCCUGUCACAAGGAGCCUUGGAGCCAAUAUCCUUAAUACUUCAUCAAUUAUGAAGAGCCAUACAUCACAUGCAGCAAUGAAGUGCAGUCAGAUAUGUGCUGCUUGUGGAAAGAUUGUUUUUUUUAAAAGUUAAAGAUCCUUCAUGCUGGGCUUUUCUAAGGUUGUAGAAAACAAAAAAACCAUGUGCGGCGUGGCUGAGACCCUCCUGGGUGGGCAGGUAAGAACCAGUUUUCCUUGGCGAAAGCCUAGGCAAGGGAGGGCAAAAUGCUGCCUGGCAGCCAGGGCUGAGGGAUCCAGGUGGGGGAACUUCUACUAUGGACCAAACCAAACAGUGCCUGCAUCUCUGCCUGGAUCCUGCUCUGGGGUGCCUUGUUUGAUGGGGUAACAAAAUUAAACUUACUUCUUUGCAUUUUA